This is a messenger RNA of Harpegnathos saltator (Jerdon's jumping ant), 975 nucleotides long. RefSeq lists its product as uncharacterized. The transcript is spliced from 3 exons. The record is from RefSeq and is a predicted model, not a curated record. The coding region runs from base 1 to 975 and encodes 324 amino acids. Lineage: Eukaryota; Metazoa; Arthropoda; Insecta; Hymenoptera; Formicidae.
AUGGUUGAGCACAUUAUUACCGACCGCCUCGUUCAGCACCUGUCCUCGAAGGGGCCGAACCUCCCUGAAAAUCUGUAUGAGUUCAGACCCGGACGAUCUACAUUGGAUGCCAUCCAGCACGUUCGGGACCUGACCCGUACUGUCGUGGAGGAGGGGAGCGAGGUGUUGCUCGCGAUAUCGUUGGAUAUAACGAAUGCGUUCAACACCCUGCCCUGGCCGGAGAUUGGGCGGGCGCUCGAGCACCAUCGAGUGCCUGCUUAUCUCCGGCAUAUGCUCGUGACCUACUUCGACAGGGACCUCGCCUACUCGGGGAGAGGCGGGGUCCUAGACCGGCGCCAAAUGGAAUGCGGUGUCCCGCAGGGUGGGGGCCAGGGAGGAGAACUGGGAGGAGCCCGCCUCUGCGUGGAGGUGGCACUAGCAUCGGUGGUGGGUAUCAUCAAGGACCUGGGUCUAAAUGUGGCAUCCCACAAGACUGAAGCAACUUUUUUUCACAACGGCAGUCGUGGGGCGCCGCCGAGGACCUGGGUCCUGGAGGACGGAGUCCGCGUCCACAUCGGGUCGACGAUAAAGUAUCUGGGCCUGACAUUGGACAGCCGCUGGGAUUUCGGGCCGCAUUUUAGGCAGCUGAUCCCCCUGGUCUAUAAGGCAAGACUGGCUCUCACCAGCCUCGUACGGACCCAAGGGGGCCCAGGAUGGAGGGCUCGCCGCCUGUAUAUAGGUGUGGUGCUCUUGAUAGCCCUCGAUGGAACGCCUAUGUGGACGCCCCAGCUUAUGGCCACCGGCCGCAGCAAACACCUUAUGCGCCAGUCGCUGCGAUCGGUGAUCAGAGUACGGGAACUCCACGAGGAGGGGGAACUGACGGCCAGGAGCCUAGCGGCCUUGAAGUCCCAGGCCAGAGCCCGGGUACAGGAGCGGUGGUCGGACAUAUUGUCCGACCCCCGUGGAUCCGGGUCCGACCCCCGUGGGGUCGGGUAG